GUCUGGAUAUAAAAGAUUGUGUACAGCAACAAUAAAGCCGUCACUUGGGCCAUCAGCCCAGGGGACCCUCCUGUUCCCAAACUUUCUCUUCUCUCUUUUUUUCUUGCAUUCCCCUACCCUCAGGACCUUGACCUCGGUGUUUGUCUUGCUGAUCGCGACAAGUGGUGCCUGAACAGGGACCUGAAACAACAAGGAGGAAAGCAAAAGCAGACCACGCGGCGUCUAAUUCAGGAUGAGGAAGCGCCACGCUGGGUCCUGCUUCGGCUCCUCAAAGACAUUACGGUUGUGCCGAAAAAUGGCCAAAUUGACAGUGACGGAGCCCCCCCAGAAGCGACAACAGUGGAGUCAUAAGGCGGGUACACCCACCUGGGGACAGAUAAAGAACCUGCUAACCCAGGCCACUGAUGUAGUAAUGGCCUCAGGUAGAGAGAUAAUGGCCACACAUGUCUUCUUGGCAUGCCUGUGCAUUCUCACUACAACCGGGGAGUCUGCCCUCUAUUGGGCAUACAUGGUAGGUCCUCCUACAGUACAACCUGUAACAUGGAGAGACCCCACACCCAUAGUAUACACCAAUCUCACCUUUAUGGGAGGGGAAGAUACAGGGUUUUUGCCCACUGUGUUGGCCUCUAUAAAUUGGACGGCACUCUCUGCAGGAGUACCCAUCUGCCUACAAAGGGAGUCUACGCCGUACAAACUUGCUUAUGGGUGUUUGGGUACAAAACCAGUAGGGCGGUCUAUUACUUAUACUAUGUGGCAAAAUGGCAAGCGUCCUUCUGAAUGGUACCCUGCUCCAUUGCCGCUUAUUGGCAAAAAAGAAAAUUAUUUAAAAAAUGGAUUUUUUUGGACCGCGUAAUACCCCUCAAAAUCUUCCUAUAUGUCCCUCAGCUGGUCAAGGCCUUACUGGGGACUCACCUUGGGGUAUAUGUGCCCAAUCCUCUUCAUUGAGGAUGACUCCUAAAGACAUAAACUAUACCAUUACAGAUUAUUCCCAAAAGGCCCGGCUAGCUCAGUUGGUAAAGCAUGGGAUUCUUAAUCCCAGGGUCGUGGAUCCACCUCCUAGCAAGGUACAGGUACACCACAAGAUUAUCCCACAAACCAUUUUACAAUCCCCUAAAAAAAAUUCAUUCUGAUCUUUAAAAAUUAUAUGCUACCUUUAAUAAAAUAUAUACUAAUAACAGCUUUAGUUUUCCAGAAUAUUAUGUUUCUCCAAUUCUGCAAUUGUGUGUCUGUGUUCCUCCACCCUACUAUCUGAUUGUUGGAGAUGGGACCAUUACUCCAGUAAAAAAAAAAAAUGGUCAUCAGUUAUACCGGCUGACGUGUCCUUCUUGUGUUUUAACCAAUUGUCUACCAGUAGAUAAACCCUCUAAAAGUGAAAUAAAGGUUUAUCUGGUCUUACAACCUCCCUAUUGGAUAUUGCCAAUAAAUGUUACAGGACCUUGAUAUCCUAAUUAUAAGAUACAAUUGGCCUUAAAAAUCAGUAAACGGCUACGCAGGACCAAACGGUUUCUUAAACUCUUAAUUGCUGGACUCAUAGCAGCAGUAACUGUAAUUGCCUCUACAACUGUAU
Molecule: messenger RNA, 1567 nt
Organism: Felis catus (domestic cat)
Lineage: Eukaryota; Metazoa; Chordata; Mammalia; Carnivora; Felidae
Exons: 2
Coding region: 233-853 (206 amino acids)
Source: RefSeq, a predicted model, not a curated record